CAGUCAGUUACCUUUUCAAGAUGAUGGUCUGGUGCUGGCCAAAUUCUUCAUUUCGUUCUGUAGGGUGACAAGAUCCUCCAUUCAAUUCUAGGUAUUUACUAGUAGGCUCUUUCUUUUCAUUUUAGCCCAGCCGAUCGGUGCACUCACUUGACGAUAUGGGAUGUAUCUUAUCAGUCAAUCUUCUAAACCUUCCCUACUUUAGCAGGAACCCAGGUAAUACCCAGAACGGGAAGUAUCCAGAUAUUUGGGACGUUCACACCAAAUCCAGCCUUUCUUUUUAAACAAUCGUCUCGACAUGGGAAAAGAGUGCAGUCUCAAUACGAACUACUAGGUUUCUGGCCAGAAAGCUUGAUUCUCAUCCAGUAGGCAUCUAUCAUAGGUAUGUAGUGGUUCACUCUUGCUAUUCGUCCCCAUUCAAGAUAGCACCUGUCUCUACUCUGUUCAGAGAGAAUCAUUAUCGUCCCGUCUGUGGAGUCGCGACCAAUUUAAACUCACACCUCUUACUACGAGGGGGAAAAAUAAAAUGCUCCACCUCACACCCCCUCCACGUCGUUCCAUUCUCCCCCGGAUUUGUACCGUACGUACCCAAGUAUCCUUGUACCUGGAAGUCCCCUUCCUUGUAUAGCCCAGCUAAGUAGUCAUCACUACGCUCUCUCGCUCUUUCCUUGUACCAUUACCCUUCCCACUUUCCCGUUUAUCCCGCGCAGUUCGUUCUAUCCAAACCAACACGAAACACCACAACCUCGCCUUUCACGAUAUCGACCGACUGCUUGCCCUUCGUUUUUCUUAUCAUCAGCCUUUUUCUUUGACGUCUGGCCCUUGAACUCAAUUUACCUGUGCCUCCGGAUCUCCGGUCCGUAGUUUUCGGCGUUCCCGAUCCCUCCGUCUCGCCAAACCGCUCUUCCUCUCGCCAUGUCGAGUAUAUUCUCAUUCAGUGCGCAAUAGAGACGGACGUCUGUAGCCAUUUAGGUCCGCUCAGCAAAGGCGACACCGUCCUUUCUAAUACGUCGCGGCCCUUGCGCCCUCUCGUCGAUAGCGUCCAACGUCGAACGUCGCUCGUUUUCUCUUCGACGCCCAUCACCAUGGCCCAUCAUCAAGCGCGGACGAUGGCUAUGGAUCCGCCACAUAUCACUGAAUUUGCUUCUGAGCGUUACUUCGAAAAGCUAAGCCAGCUCAAUGCACAUCAACAUCAGCACCAACCUCCUCCGAUUCGAGAUAAUCUAGAUUCCUCCACGUCGCCCUCGAGAUUUAUUCUGCCUCUACGAGAAACAAAAACCGUCGAUGUUGAACCUUCAAGGCCCCUUGACCAGAAGCGUGAUAAGUCAAGGUUUUUCGGCCUUCGCUCCAAGGUCUCGAUACUCCACUCUAAAUCGAAUGUCCCGUCUGGUCAUGCGCCUCGAGUGUCUGUAGAAACGCCGCAAAAAAGUGCUAGCUUCGAUCAGCUCUUCCUAGGACUUCCCAACGAAUUACAGAUUCAAAUCAUUUCUGCCCUCCCACUAACCGACGUCCUGAACCUCCGACUUGCCUCCAAAUCGUGGCAUACUCUCGUCACUUUCAACGAAAAUACUAUCGCUCGAUAUCAUCUCGAAAAUCAUAUUCCCGCCUACGCCUCCCGCCUAUACCCUAUCACAGACCCGAGCGAGAUCAACUUCCAACAUUUAUGCGGGAUAUGGCAUCGAUUACACGUCGCUGCCAAGCUAGCCUUUCUAAUGUGUGAAUGGAUCACAAAAGAUAUCUUCCUUCGCCAGACUGAAGCUCAACGACUUGCAUUUGCACCCCAGAACGAGCGCAUGCGACGACGCCUAAUACCUCUUCUAUUUACCAUAUUCCACUUCUUCGAGACGUACCGGAAAUUGUACCUAAAGCGUAUGGCUGAGAACGGAGGAAAAGGAUUGAGAAGGGAACCUUAUACUUUGAACCCUAUUGAAGCUGAAAUCAUGAGCAUGUACGACGACCAAACCUUAUUAAGAGUCCACGAAGUCUUUCCCCUUGUAAUAUCAUCGUUCUGUCGGAGACUCCGCCCACCGACAUAUGUUGGUAGAGUCGAGCGAUCACUUCGUGGUUAUAUUCGGGAGAAACCGUCUGAUGAUAUGCAUGUUGCAAUUUUGUGCAUUGGUGGACUCCGACAAGUGGAAAGGCUAUGGGAAAUUAAGGGCUACAACAGCAGGCGUGGCGCUGUUGACACAUGGUUCAAUGCUCUCACGAAAGAGGCGCCAUCUACUGAACAGCCAGCAUCGAAGCCGAAACGAGGUCUUUUCGGACGCAAAAAAUCCACUAGUGAAGCUCGAUCGUCUGGCACUGUAUUGAACAAGGUCCGGAGUUCUGGCUCAAUAGAUGGAAAUAUGGAUUGGGAGACCAAUCUUGUCUUCAACACGAGCUUAUCUGCUGGGGCUCCCAUGUCACCUCUUACUUCGCAACAGGCUCAGGCAUUGCUCAGCGACCUUCCAGUACUGCAACAGAUCUGGCUCACAACAGCCGAAGCUUUGAUCCUUCAGCGUCGGGUUGUCGAGCGUCCACAGGAUAUCAAACGCAACCAACAGGUCAUGCUGGAUUUGAUCAGUGAAGAUGGACUGGUAGAAGAGGACGAAUGGUGGUACGGCCGCAGCAUUCCCGAUUCUGUGCGGCCUCCCGUCGGUGUCACUGAUGACGAUGCGGAUUAAACGGCAGCAGUUUCACUAUAUCUUGGGCAUUCUUCGUUUGUUAUGUUGCUGUUGGCGAGCGUGUUGAGAAGUUAUACCAUUACUUCUGCUUGUCGUUUUACCUGUGUACAUGCAUGUGUCAAAGACCGGGGUUUUGAGCAUUUGAACGGCGUUUUUAUCGGUUGCGGAGAAAAGGGCUACUGCGUUGCCGAAGGUGGUAUUGGAUGGGAGCACUGGCUAUACAUAUUGAUACCGAUUGUCUAUACGACAUUAUAUUUUCAUUGUAUUUCACCACUUUCUUCUCAACCUGGAACCUAGGCCGAGUGUCUUGAUGGCUCAAAGGGCUUUCAUUUCCCUCAAUAGUGAAAUUGACUUCCACAUCCCACUGUGUGCACUAGCCUCAGAGCGUCAACUUGGCGUGGCUUUUUAUUCACUCAAAUCACAGUAUAUUUAUUAUCCAAGAAGCCUCUACUUUGAUAGGAGGCGGGGAGUUUAUUUCAAACAUGCUAAAAAGAGAAAGAAUACGACGAUCUGAGCAUCAGAUCAACCACCAGCCUGUGUAGCGCGGGUUUGUCUUCCCGUGUGAUCUUGCUUAUAAGCGAUGUAAAAUCCGCGAACACAAACAUAAUGACUUAGCCAAACUCCGCGGAAAUCCAGCCUUUCCUCUGAUGAUGCCUCCAGUACUUGAAUAC
Fusarium verticillioides 7600 is the source of this 3331-nucleotide messenger RNA. RefSeq lists its product as hypothetical. Lineage: Eukaryota; Fungi; Ascomycota; Sordariomycetes; Hypocreales; Nectriaceae. The coding region runs from base 1083 to 2660 and encodes 525 amino acids. The record is from RefSeq and is a predicted model, not a curated record. The transcript is spliced from 2 exons. Gene Ontology annotation, molecular function: protein binding.